Molecule: messenger RNA, 667 nt
Organism: Glycine soja
Lineage: Eukaryota; Viridiplantae; Streptophyta; Magnoliopsida; Fabales; Fabaceae
Exons: 1
Coding region: 101-457 (118 amino acids)
Source: RefSeq, a predicted model, not a curated record
UGAUUAAACUUUGUAGAGUCCGUUAGUUACGAAAGCUGAAGCUUCUUAAGCACUUCCCUUGGUUCUGGGUGUGUCCUUUAUUUCCAACAUAGCUACUUUCAUGGCUGUGACUACCUCUUCCAGUUCCACCAGCGGCUUCUUCAGUCUCCGGUCACCAAAUUCGGUCGAUUCCAGCAGGGUCUCCUCCACCCACGGCUCUUCCUCCGCUUGCGGAAAGUUCGAUGGGGUGGCCAUGUGGUUCAUCAACGGCGUCACAACCGCUUUCUUCGCCUCCUUGAACCGUUGCUCUUGCAUUCGCAUCGCCACCGAAGAAGACGGCGACGAUGCCAACGACUUGCCGUUGAUGCUCAACGACGGAAACCUCCGCCAGGAUGGCGUCGUCGUUGCGUGCACCACCAGCAGGAGAAGGACGGGUAAAGGGAAGAAGAGUGAAGCUGUUCUCGUCGACGACGACUGAAAAAAAGUGGUAACAAAUACGUACUACGUACCCUUUGAUGAGGCCUUGAACAAAUUAAAUCAUAUCAAUGUCUCUCUUAAUUUUCUUGCUAAGUGAUCAUAUAUUAUAAUGUUAUAUGGGUUUGUUAAAAUUGUGCUUCACAGCUUACUUAUGUUAAUUUUGGAGAGCGAAAAUGAAAUUAUAAGAAAUUAAUCUUCCUUGCCUUUGAUA